Molecule: messenger RNA, 468 nt
Organism: Trichosporon asahii var. asahii CBS 2479
Lineage: Eukaryota; Fungi; Basidiomycota; Tremellomycetes; Trichosporonales; Trichosporonaceae
Exons: 2
Coding region: 1-468 (155 amino acids)
Source: RefSeq, a predicted model, not a curated record
AUGGCGACGACAAAGACAAGGAAGCGACGAGCCGACAAGAAGCGGCGCAGCAAGCUCAGCAGCGACCCCAACGAUGUGUCCAACAACGGAUCCGGUGGUGUUCCCGGGGACCACCGAACGAGUCAAGCCAUGUCAAAGGCGAGCAAGCGACGCGCCAGAGCAAAACGCACAGCUGUUUCCGCGAGCAACCCAGUCGCCAUCCUCGAUUGCUAUGCUACCAGCGCGACUGCUAUGCAGGUGGACGACACCAUGGGGAUGCCCGUCGUCGCAUCCAGCAGCGGCCUUAGCAAGCUCGCAAGCCAGCCCGAAGGCGAACCAGCCAGGAAACUCGUCGGAGGAUCUGUCAAUACGCUCCUGAAGGAGCCUAUCGGUAAGACCCCUGGCAAACCCGCGGACAGGAAGAAGAAGAGGAAGAAGUCGAAAGAUUUCCAGCAAGAAGCUCAGCGAGUCAACGGGCAAGCAGGCUAG